AUGUUCGACAAGACGCGGCUGUCUUACGUGGCCCUCGAUGUGCUGUGCGUGUUGCUGGCCGGAUUCCCUUUCGCAAUCCUUUCUUCAAGGCGUACCCCCUUCAAGCGAGGAGUAUUCUGUAACGAUGAGUCCAUCCAGUACCCUUACAGAGAAGACACCAUACCUACUGAGUUAUUAGGUGGAAUAAUCAUUCCAUUCAGUAUUAUCGUUCUGGUUGCUGGAGAAACUCUGUCUGUUGAGGUUAAUGCCUUGCGGUCCAGUUCCUUUGUCAACAAUCACUACAUAGCCACGAUUUACAAAGCCGUGGGAACCUUUUUGUUUGGAGCCGCAGCUAGUCAGUCCCUCACUAACAUCGCCAAGUACUCUGUAGGCAGACUGCGGCCUCACUUCUUGGCUGUCUGCAACCCAGACUGGUCAAAGAUCAACUGCGGAGAUGGUUAUAUUGAGACCUACGUAUGUCAGGGGAGUGCCGCGAAAGUCAGGGAAGGCAGGCUGUCCUUCUACUCGGGCCACUCUUCGUUUUCUAUGUACUGCAUGCUGUUUACAGCACUUUACCUUCAAGCCAGGAUGAAAGCAGACUGGGCAAGACUCCUACGCCCCACGCUGCAGUUUGGGCUUGUUGCUUUUUCCAUAUACGUGGGCCUUUCUCGAGUUUCAGAUUACAAACACCACUCGAGCGACGUGCUCGUUGGACUCAUCCAAGGAGCUGUGGUUGCGGUAUUAGUCGUGGUGUAUGUAUCAGAUUUCUUCAAGAGCAGACAUCCUUACAUAGAAAGAUCAGAGGACGACUCCAGGACACUGAACGCCACCACCACCCGUAACUAA
Acomys russatus (golden spiny mouse) is the source of this 825-nucleotide messenger RNA. Its product is annotated as phospholipid phosphatase 1-like. Gene Ontology annotation, molecular function: phosphatidate phosphatase activity. The record is from RefSeq and is a predicted model, not a curated record. The transcript has a single exon. Lineage: Eukaryota; Metazoa; Chordata; Mammalia; Rodentia; Muridae. The coding region runs from base 1 to 825 and encodes 274 amino acids. Gene Ontology annotation, biological process: signal transduction; phospholipid metabolic process; phospholipid dephosphorylation.